CCCUAGAAAAAAAAAAAAAAACCACCUCGUGUCUUUCCUUUCCCUCUCUCUCGCCAAUCCAUGUAUCCGCCGCCACCGUCGACGGCGACGAAUUCCUCCUCCUCCAAGACACCGCCCGGGCUGACGCGGUACGGCUCCGCCCCCGGGUCGUUCCUCACCAAGGCGGUCGACUCGGUCAUCGGCGCCGACGAGGGCCGUCGGUUCUACGCCGCCAAUAAUACCGGCAACAACAACAACAGCAAGUACUUCUCCGGCGGAGGCGAGUCGUUCUCGUCUUCCCAGCUGACCUCCGAGUCAGGCUGCCGAGUCAACUCGUCCGUCGACCAUAAAUCACCCGGUGGUGGUGAUCGGGUCAAGAGAUCCGACGUAUCGAACGCCAUGGCUCCGCCGCCGUCGUUGCUGCGGCAGAAGAGCUCUCCCGCCGGGUUCCUCUCCAAUCUCGUUUCCGAAAGCGGUCGAUGGCUCGUAUACGUAUCAUAGGUUGAACUCGCACUACAAGAAAACUCACUUUCAGCGACGAAAUAAGUCGUCGCUAAAAGGCCAAAAAGUCGUCGCAAAAGGGAUCACCGACGAAAAAUGGCGUCGCAAAAGAUGGUUAAGAGUCGUCGCGUAUACAGCGUCGCAGAAAGAUCUGCGACGGAAAUAUCUUGCUUCGUCGCGAAAGAACAUAGUCGUCGCUGAAAAUUUGAUACUUCAGCAACGAAAACGUCGUCGCCGAAGAUACAUCUUGCGACGACUCUAUGCCGUUGCAGAAAGGGAACUUUUUUGCGACGAAAUGGUCGUCGCAGAAAUUUACAUUUCCCGACGGAGUACACCGUCGCAGUAGGUUUCGGAUAAUCUGCGACGAUGGAUUUCAUCGCCAUUACCAUUCGUUCCAGCGACGAAUAUACUUUGUUGUCGCGAAAUAGUCGUAUCUGCGAUGGGCGGUUUCGUUGCAGAUUGCAUCUUUCUGCGACGGGUGAGUUCAUUGCAGAUUGUAAAACCUUUCUGCGACGAUGAUUGGUCGUUGCUAAUGUUAAUG
Messenger RNA from Linum tenue, 1021 nucleotides. The record is from the annotation of a GenBank genome assembly. NCBI's taxonomy places the organism in Eukaryota, Viridiplantae, Streptophyta, Magnoliopsida, Malpighiales, Linaceae.